CUUCCGGCGCGCUAGGGGACGUGCGGUUCCGGGUCGCUGCUCCUCUCGCCGGCUGGCAGUGGGGGCUGGUGACGCGGGCGGGCGCUCACGAGAGGCCCCGGAGGCGGGGCUCUGCCGGCUUCCCAGAGAACGGCAGGACACAAUGGUUUGACCUCCAAGAUGUUUAAAAUCUAGUAGAUAAGCCAGAUACUGUGUUGCCAUAACCCCUUGGCCCACAUUUAAGUGGGACUGCAGCUAGCUUGGAUGUCCGAAACUUUUUAGGCAUCUGUGUCUGAACCCUGGUCCCUGGCCUAAGGACUCCUGAGAGCUGGUUAUUUGUGCAGAAUAGCCACACAGCAAAAAUGUUUGCAAAACUAAAGAAGAAAAUUGCAGAAGAGACUGCUGUUGCUCAGAGGCCAGGAGGUGCUACUAGGAUUCCACGGUCAGUGAGCAAGGAAUCGGUUGCCUCUAUGGGAGCUGACUCAGGAGAUGACUUUGCUUCUGAUGGAAGCAGCUCCAGGGAAGAUAUUUCAUCCCAGCUUUUGAGAAGAAAUGAACAGAUCCGGAAGUUAGAGGCCAGACUUUUUGACUAUGCUGAACAGGUCCGAAACUUGCAGAAGAUAAAAGAGAAGCUUGAAAUUGCCUUAGAAAAACACCAGGAUUCUUCCAUGCGGAAAUUUCAAGAACAGAAUGAGACAUUCCAAGCCAACAGAGCCAAAAUGGCAGAAGGACUGGCUUUGGCAUUAGCCAGAAAGGAUCAGGAAUGGUCGGAAAAGAUGGAUCAGCUUGAAAAGGAGAAGAGAUUUGUGACAGCUCAGUUACAGGAAAUAAAGAACCAAAGUUUGAAUCUUUUCCAAAGGAGAGAUGAAAUAGAUGAAUUAGAGGGGUUUCAGCAGCAGGAACUGAGUAAAGUAAAGCACAUGCUUUUAAAAAAAGAAGAAAGUCUGGGGAAAAUGGAGCAAGAAUUGGAGGCACGAACCAGAGAACUUAGUAACACCCAAGAGGAGUUGAGGACCUCAAAUCGGAUGUCAUCAGACUUAAGCCAGAAGUUAGAAGAAUUGCAGAGACACUACUCAACGCUGGAAGAGCAGAGAGAUCAUGUGAUAGCUUCAAAGACAGGCGCAGAAUAUAAGAUCAUAGCCCUGGAACAGAAGGAACAAGAGCUCCAAGCACUCAUUCAGCAGCUGUCUGUUGAUUUGCAAAAGGUCACUGCUGAAACUCAAGAGAAGGAGAAAGUGAUCACGCAUUUGCAAGAGAAGGUUGCAUCCUUGGAGAAGAGACUUGAACAGAAUUUAUCAGGAGAAGAGCAUGUUCAAGAACUCCUGAAAGAGAAAACAGUUGCUGAGCAAAAUUUGGAGGAUACUAGACAGGAGCUCUUGGCAAUAAGAAACAGCCAAGCCAAGGCCAUUAACACUCUGGAGUCUCAGGUGAAAGAAUUAGAGCAGACCCUGCUGGCCUCUGAGGAACAGUUGAAGCAGAGCAGGGAUGUCGCAGCUGCCCAGGAAGCGUACAUUCGGGAGCUGGCCGCCACCAAUAAGGAGAGCAACCAUGCACAGCAGCAGGCCCUGGCUCGGGAGAAGCAGCAUAUGGAGCACGCCCAGGCCCUGGAGGCCCAGAUUGCCUCCCUGGAGAGAGCACAGGCCUCUGAGCAGGCCAUUGCAGAGCAGAGGAUGAGAGAACUAGAGCAAGAAAAUACAUCCCUUAAAGAAAGCAGGAGUGAAUGUGAACGUGCUUUACAACAUCACCAGUUUGAACUAAAGAAACUGAAGGAGGAGUGGAGCCAAAGAGAAAUUGUGAGCGUGGCAAUGGCUCAAGCCCUGGAGGAGGUGCGGAAGCAAAGGGAAGAGUUCCAGCAACAGGCUACUAACCUUUCAGCCAUAAUAGAUGAGAAGGAGCAGAGUCUACAGGAAAAAGCUGAAUUGCUUCUCCAAAAAGAGCAGGAGAUUCUCCAGCUGCAGCAGGGUCACAAUUCUGCCCUGCUGCAGAUGCGCCAGCUGCAGGGUGAGCUGGAGGCCCUGCGGAGCCUGCGGAGCCUGCGGGAGGAAGAGGCCUCGGCGGCCAUAGAACAGGAGGACUUGUUGAGGCUGCAGAGUCCGGAGCAGGGUGAGGCGCUGUCAGCCAGCAAGCUGAGUGUGACCUCAAAAGCCAUGCAGGACCCCAUGUGCCAGCUUCCAGCUAUAGGAAGAACACCAAAUGGUGAGGUUGGGGACGUGGAUCUCAGGCAGCUACAGAAGGAAAAACAGGACUUGGAGCAGCAACUUGCAGAGAAAAAUAAGACCAUAAAGCAGAUGCAGCAGCGGAUGCUGGAACUCAGAAAGACCCUGCAGAAGGAACUGAAAAUCAGACCUGAUAAUGAGCUUUUUGAAGUCCGGGAGAAACCCGGACCUGAGAUGCCAAACAUGGCCCCUUCUGUCACGAAUAACGCUGACCUGACUGAUGCCCGUGAGAUCAACUUCGAGUACCUUAAGCAUGUUGUUUUAAAAUUCAUGUCCUGUCGAGAAUCUGAGGCUUUUCAUCUUAUAAAAGCUGUGUCGGUGUUGCUAAACUUUUCCCAAGAGGAAGAGAACAUGCUAAAGGAAACCCUGGAAUAUAAGAUGUCAUGGUUUGGAUCUAAACCAGCUCCCAAGGGCAGCAUCCGGCCAUCUAUCUCAAACCCUCGGAUACCAUGGUCCUAGAGGGAACUACCCAAGGAUGGAGCUCCAUGGGUCGACACUUUUUCUGUGAAAAGAACACUGACACACCAGUCUGGGUGGGUUUUUAAUCACUGUAACUGCAGUAUUUUAUACAAGCGUCUAAACAUUGUUUACAAGACUUAAGGCCCACUUCCCUGCAGGCUGACAUGAGCCUCAGUGGGUAGCUGAUCCUUUGUUAUUCUGGUCACCAAACAGGAGGGUCCUGACACUACCCAGAUUUCCACAGUGCUGUUAACAUUCUAGCUUUGGCCCAUAGCCCAUCUGCAUCUGAGUCCUCUUUUAAUGUUAGCACUCACAGCUAAAGCAGCCAGCACCUGUGAAACAACAGCUUGCUCAUCACGCAGUGAUGAUGCUGGAGGUGGAGAUGCCCUUUGAAACGGUGCCCAGCAGGCCAACCCCACCUGCUUCUGCCAGCAACAGCCAACUCACUGGGGGUGGCUUUUAAAAAUGCACAUGAGUUAGAAGAGGCUUUUUGUCCCUUCCUCUUAAGAAAAUAUUAUUUCACCUUGUUUGUUAAACCGCCUAGAAUUUUAAAUGUGUAUAUCUCUAAGGGCCAGUUGGAUUAAUGAAGAAUAUGCAACUUUCUGGCAGUAUCUCCGUUUUAUUUAAGAAAACUAGCAAAUACAUAAAAAGAUUCUAAGUAUAGUACCAAAUACACUCAAUUGCCUUUUUAAUGAAUGUACUUGUCUUGGAUAGGUUGCUGGUAAACCAUUUUAAAACUAUUUUUUAUAGCUAAAGUUCACUAUUAUAAACUUGUCUUCUGUAUUAUAAAAUUCAUUUAACUGGUGUUCUUAAAAAAAAAAAUCAGAGCAUCAAGAAAUUAUUUCUAAAAUUGGAAUUCCUGUCCCUUUGCAAUUUCACUAGCAUUCUGUGGCAUCUGCUUCUCUCUGAAGUGCUGGUGGCAUUUCAUUGCUUUGCUCCGGAUUCCAUGUUGCACUACCACUGAGCAAGUACUAAUAACCACAUUUCUUCUAUUUAAGGACAAUCUACUAUAUUCAACGGAAGCAGCAGCUGUCCCUUCCCCAAGCCUUGACCAAAACAUUGCAAUCAGUCUGCCUUGUAUGUGGGGCCACGCUCUCCCUCACUUUGCCCCCAAAUAUCUAAGAUGACACUACAUUCAUGUGUUACAUCCAGACAGCCCCCAGCUGGCUGUAAUACUUAAUGGCAUAUACAUGAUUUUGGAAGUGACUGAUUAAAACUUAAAUUCCUUCUUACUGAGGAAAGGGGAAGAUGCUUGUUCUGGAUAAGCCACAUCAUCAAAUCUAAAGGAAACUAUGUUUAUAGUUAGAUGAAAAUUUCACUGGUUAAAUAAAAAGCUGAAUAAAUAACCAGAGCUCCUAAAUUACCAAUUUUCCAGUGAUACUGUUUCUCAAUUAUGUUUAAGGCCAAAAUACAUGUAUAAAUAUAGCUCCCAGAAAAAACAAGUAUUUGCAGAGUUAAUCUAUUAAGUUUUUGUGCAGACCUGGGCAGCAUCCUCUUAGUCCCAACUCAGGCUCUCUGCCACCCAAAUAAACCAUUCUCCAGUGACCUACCUACCUCCUCAUGUGGCUCUUCAUUGCAACUAUCUGUCCCUUGUAUAAAAUGCUAUUUUCCAUUUACCUGGUGGGAACAUGAAACACGAGUCCCUUCUGUUCUGUAAUUUUGAUAAGAAAUAGCUUUUUUUUCAAAGUAGGAUUUCUUCCUCUUCAGCUGUUCCAGGGAAGUAUCCCUAAGAUUGGGUAGUUCAAGGUUUGCCAGAGGCAGCUGUGGCAAAUCUCUGGCAGCCUGGUCUGACUCCUCCAGACUCUCUGGCUUCUCCAGCCCUUGAGCUGGUCUCACCCCCGCCCCCAACUCCCCUGGCAGUUUUAGGUGUAGCUGUGGGGGCUGUUACUAAGUCUGUGCUCACUGAGGGAGGAUUUGCUCUGGUUAGGCUUUCCUCCUGCAUGUUAAUUUCCUUCAGCUUUAAGAGGAAGAGUGGAGUAAUAUUCUAAGUGAUUUAAUGCACUUUUACUUGUACAAAACUUUGUGAUGGACAGUAUAUAUAGCCCUUUAUAUAAGCAAUUGGAUCUUGACCUUCAGUGUUGUAAAUAUGGAUUAUAUUAUCUAAAACUGCUGUAGAAAAUUCAUUUGUGGUGCAAUACACUUUCUAAUUAAAGCUCUUCAAUCCAGAUGCAA
Molecule: messenger RNA, 4826 nt
Organism: Nycticebus coucang (slow loris)
Lineage: Eukaryota; Metazoa; Chordata; Mammalia; Primates; Lorisidae
Gene: GOLGA1
Product: golgin A1
Exons: 23
Coding region: 342-2654 (770 amino acids)
Cellular component (GO): Golgi apparatus
Source: RefSeq, a predicted model, not a curated record